This is a messenger RNA of Trametes versicolor FP-101664 SS1, 1521 nucleotides long. Its product is annotated as mannosyltransferase. Bases 1 to 1521 code for a protein of 506 amino acids. The transcript has 8 exons. The record is from RefSeq and is a predicted model, not a curated record. Gene Ontology annotation, molecular function: GDP-Man:Man(3)GlcNAc(2)-PP-Dol alpha-1,2-mannosyltransferase activity. Lineage: Eukaryota; Fungi; Basidiomycota; Agaricomycetes; Polyporales; Polyporaceae. Gene Ontology annotation, cellular component: endoplasmic reticulum membrane. Gene Ontology annotation, biological process: protein N-linked glycosylation.
AUGUCGCUGGCUUUAAUCACGUUUUUGGUCGGUCUUGUCCUGGCGCAAGCAGUCGGCCGAAUUUUGGGCUUGCGUCGCAGCAACGUCCAGCGACGAGCGAAGCUACUUUCCUCCUUGGGGGCUGGAGACGCCAAGAAGAUUGUUGGGUUUUUCCAUCCGUAUUGUAAUGCUGGCGGAGGCGGCGAGCGCGUGCUUUGGGCCGCUAUACAUGCUCUACAGAGGAAGGAGCCCGACGUGAUUUCCGUCGUAUACAGCGGCGACACCGACGCGACGAAAGAGAAGAUCAUUGACAAAGUUAGGGCUCGGUUUGAUAUCGAGUUGUCUCCGCAAACACUGCAUUUCGUCUUCCUGCAGUCUCGUCACCUUGUCGAAGACUCGGCAUGGCCGCGGUUCACUCUGCUAGGACAGAGCCUUGGAUCCAUGUAUCUUGCAUGGGAAGCCAUGACCGAACUCAUUCCGGACCUCUUCAUCGACACCAUGGGUUACGCUUUCACGUUCCCCAUUGUCUCUCUACUCGGGAACAUUCCCAUCGGGGCCUACGUGCACUACCCAACUAUCAGCACGACCAUGCUCUCUCGUGUAAGGUCGCGAGCCCAAGGAGUGACAAAUUCGGAGGCCAUCUCUUCAUCCGCCUUCCUAAGCCAAGGCAAACUGCUAUACUAUCGUGUGUUUAUGUAUUACUACGCCUACUCUCUCCGCCAAGCUCGCUUCUUGAUGGUGAACUCUUCGUGGACGAAGGGCCACGUCGACUCCAUCCUACAACACCAAGAUAUCCUUCUCGACACCAUCCACUUCCUACCUCCACUCCUGCUCUUGAAGCUCUUCUCACUGAAGAAGUCACAGCGUCCCAAAGCUGCGCAGAUAGUCUACCCCUCUUGUGAUACCCGGCAAAUGUCGGUGUUCUCGUUGGAGGGACGCGAACGCGUGAUUCUGAGCAUCGCGCAGUUCAGAAGACCGGAAAAGGACCACGCCGGCCAACUCCAUGCGUUCCACAGGUUCCUUGAGCUGUACCCCGAAUAUCGAGGUUCCGGAGCGUCUGCAGUCAAGCUAGUGUUGAUGGGAGGCAGCCGCAACGUCGGGGAUGCGACGCGCGUGGAAAGCUUGCAUGCGCUCGCGCAGGAGCUCGGCAUCGAGUCUCAAGUGCAAUUCGUAGUCAACGCCAAGUACUCGGAGAUCCUGAACUGGCUCUCGCGCGCAAGCAUCGGCCUCAGUACGAUGGUGGAUGAACACUUUGGCAUCAACGUGGUGGAAUUCAUGGCUGCGGGUGUGAUUCCUAUUGCACAUGCCUCCGGAGGGCCGCUCCUCGAUAUCAUCGUCCCGCUCGACGGUGAACCGACCGGAUAUCACGCGACGUCGCCAGAGACGUUCGCAGAGGCCUUCCGCACGGUGUUCACGCUCCCGAAGGCGGCGGAGCUCGCUGUGCGGCAGCGUGCACGCACAAUCGCGGUGCAGAAGUUCUCGGCGGAGGAGUUCGAGAAGGGGUGGGAUGCGAGCGGGUGGAAGUCGUGGUUGGCGCGGUAG